AUGUCGAAAAAUGGCAACGUAUAUCCUCACCUACCCAUCGUUACACUCAAAAUCGAUGGGCCCCCAUAUCCAAGAUUACCGGAUUCACUCGCCACAUUCGUUACAGAGGGCAGCGACUUUUACUUGAAUGCUACCGACGAUGUUACGAUUUGGGGUGGAGACUAUCUUGGUUGUCCUGACGAUGCAACCGGGAGCGAAGUCAGCUCUCCCCUAACCAUCGACGGAUUCGCUCCAUAUUCCGCCUACCCAGAUAGCUACAACAGCUUAUUGUCGACUUGGAUAGAGGCCCUGGGCUCGACGGAUGAGGGAUCAAAUCCAGAUUCGGGAGGGGACGCCGGCCAGCAGAUUGCCAUUGCGUCGUAUAUCAACCCCCUCGGGGACCCAGCUUCGUGGGAACGACUCCUCACAUACGACACUCAGAAGGUCAGCGUAUUGGUUGCCAAUGUUUUGAACGGACCAGAUUAUAUGGUCGAUGAAUCCUGGAAAUCGGUGAUUGAUCAAGCAGCGAGUCAAGGCAAAAAGAUCCUCGGUUAUGUUCGGACUGGUUACCUUGGCGUGAGUCAACAACAAUUUACAACUCGACUGGGCUCGCAUGACCUCGCAGACUGGGCUUCGCAAAUUGAACAAGAUAUCGAUAAGUGGUUCGAGCUAUAUGGCACCAGUCUCGGCGGUAUCGUUUUUGAUGAAGGCUGGCCAGAAUGCGGUCCCAACAAUAUCUACGCAGAUCUAUACGCAUACAUCAACAAUUAUACGAAGCGGAAACACCACGGCGUAUAUACAGUACUCAAUCCUGGCUCACCAAUAGCUCAAUGCUUUGAAGACACUAUGGAUACGCUAUUGACAUUCGAGAGCAGCUAUGAGACUUAUACAAACUCGUUUGUACCUAAUGAUUGGAUGCCAAAGGACCCCCGAAAGAUAUGGCAUAUCAUCUACAAAGUACCACAGGAUCAGAUUGCGAGUGUCGCUGCUCUUGCCUCGAGCCGUAAGGCCGGGUUCUUGGAAAUGACCGACGAUGACCAACCUAACCCUUACGAUAAUCUACCCAACGAGGCUUAUAUGCAAGCAGUCAUCGGCGCCGUACCAGGUGGCACGCCUCUCAUUGAUGAUCUAGCUGAAGUUACUAGCUCCUCUGUUGUUGGUCUUCCAAGCGACGCGGUCGUCUCCUCUUCGGACUAUAGCUCCGUCACCCUUACCUGGUCAUCAGUCGAGAAUGCUCUUGGCUAUGCGGUUUAUAAGGACGGUGUACAGGUACUGGAACUGCCAGCCUCAUUGACUCGAGCUACGAUUGGUAUGAUCGACCCCGGAACCUCUGGUAUCGCCUUCGAGGUGCGGACGAUCUUAGCUUUAGGCAGUGGAGGUAGCUCCCGGUUGAUCUCGGCGAGCACGAAAAGCCUACCGGCUAAUGGUACAAACGCCAAUGUUGGCUUUACACAGAAUGGCGACACCGUUGUCUACAAAGCCGACGUCCUGGUCCCAUACGCAUUUGUGCGGCUCUUCAUCGGCACCAAACAGCCCGACAUUGGAAUUGUCCACGGGUGGCCGAUUCAGGCCCCAGGCGUGACGCUAGGCAUGGACGGUCAAGAUACCGCGUAUCACGAGAUCGUCAACUACCUCGUCGAAGGCAAUGACUUCUACUCCGGCUUUUACAAAUACAGUGGCGCUUGGUACGAGACAGCCAAAGCCAAUGCGGAUUGGUCGUGGACCUCUAUCGGUGUCGCGACUCAAUCUCAGAGUGGUUACACGUAUACGUGGAACGUUCCGUUCGCUGGCACUGAUGCUGUAGCCAGCGAAUAUGUAAUACAAGGCCAAGGAUACGCCCCGUUAAACAAUGUCUUCAUGGGAUCCCUUCGUCACUAUAGUAUACUUUAA
Molecule: messenger RNA, 1869 nt
Organism: Penicillium argentinense
Lineage: Eukaryota; Fungi; Ascomycota; Eurotiomycetes; Eurotiales; Aspergillaceae
Exons: 1
Coding region: 1-1869 (622 amino acids)
Source: RefSeq, a predicted model, not a curated record